UGUGCACGUGAUCACCAGCGGUUGGAAGACCGACCUUGACAAGGAAGGCACGUCCACUGAACAUGAUGGUUGAGAGGCAGUUGAGUGUUGUCACAAUGCAGAAAGCGGCUGAGGAAGACGGAACGCAUAUAUUCUAUAGGCCGUUUUAAACCAGAAUUGCCAAUGCUGGAUGUGGUGGAGUGCAGCCAAAGGCCGGUCAACAUGCCAGUCGAUUAUGCAUCCUAUCUGUUAGCAUCAAGCCCUCCAGGUGCAGGCUUCCAGUUCCUUAGUCGUGCAUACACAGGAGAUUGUCCCAUUACAAUACACUCAAAAGGACUGAAACAGUUCUCCUGUUUUGCUGCAAAGACAAAUGGUCAAACACGUAGGUUACCACCUUUGAAACCUAUCAUUGUAACAAAGCCACUGAAUUUCGAGAAUGACAAAAGUAACAAUGCAGAUCAUGACUCUGAUGUUGACGACACUUCAUUGUUACCUGUGACCUCUACAACAGCGACAUCAGCGGAUGGAAAAAGGAAGAAACGAGUCUCUUUUGCCGAUCACAAGGGUCACGCCUUGGCAACGGUAAGAAUAAUGACCGAACCAUCUGAUGUACCGCCCAAAAUUCGCCCAGAAAUAUUGUCUGCAUUGACAAAAGGUGCAUCAGCAGGAGUCACAGAUAAAUCCCCACUAUCACUGAAUUUUACACAGCCUGCUUCUGAUUAUGCACUCUUCCGUGAUAGACUGGAGAAAGACUGUGUGUCUUUGGAAAAUGUGAUUUUAAAAGACUACAGCUUGAUGGGGACAAUAAAGGUUAAAAAUAUUUCGUUUGACAAAAGUGUUUUUGUGAGAGUAACAUUUGACUCCUGGGAUACAUUUACAGACUUGCCAGCAGUGUAUGCUGCUAACACAUCAGAAGCACAGGGAAAGGCAUAUGAUACUUUCACGUUUGAAAUUCACGUGCCAACAAACUAUGAUCGUACAAAGAAAAUUAUGUUUGCUGUUUGCUUUAUCAGCGACUCAAAGGAGUACUGGGACAGCAAUCAUGGCCAGAAUUAUGAAGUCAUUUCGGAUCAGUGCAAACCAUCUCCAGAAAGUAAGACAGGAGUGACUUCAAUAUCACAGGUGAAAGAGGUUGGGUCUUGGACAGAGUUUGCUUGCUGGAAUCAUGUAGACACAACAUUACCUUACUGGUGAGGAAAGCUGUUCAGUCUCAAAUGAGGCUGCCAUAUGUUACUGUGUGACCUUGUUCAACAAGCUUGAAUGUCACUGAUGAAGGAAUACCGCGAUGUGGUGCAGGCUUCCUGAGCAACACCUCAGACCCUAUCUUUUCCAGUGUGUGCCAUUGACUGUGUCACACUCUGUAAAUCAUGGCAAAGGCGUGGUUGCUGUGAUACGAGGGUUAUCGUCUGGGUUAUUCCAGGGGAAAAUAACUGCAACAAGAAACAAGGAGCUUCUCUGAAUAAGAACCGAAAAUACCGACUGACUGUCAAAAUACGCCAUGCUUACUGGUUUUUCGCAAAGGCCUGUCACCUGCCUGUAAUUUAUAGCUGUCCCAACCGUUGCAUUUGACAUGAGUGAGAUAUGAUUCACAUAGACCUUAGCUACUGUACAUCAGUUGUACUUCCUAAUAUAGUCUAGUACAUGUACUACUUUACUGUAGGGCAUAACUCGCAUAAAGUUCAUGGUGCUCCUCGGCUUCAGAUAACGCCUUAUAACACAGAAUAGACUUGUGACUGCCUUUAACUUAGAGAUAGCAGUAGGUAACACCAUGUUGGGCUUUAUACAUUGUAACUUUUUACAUGUAUAUGAGAAAAUGGAUAAUUGUUCUACAAGUUCCUUGAUGAAAGAAGGAGCCAUUUUUGCUGGGUAGAAAUAUGUAACUGAUGCUGUGCUCGCGCGUCCGAAUAUAUUUAUUUCGGGAAUGGUUAACCUGAGUGCAGCUUGGACUUCUAUUUUUGUCUGCCCUUCCAAGGAGGAGUGCAACAGGUAUUUGAGCCUGUGGUUGGAAUCCAUUCUGAUAAGCUCCAGUGUUUAUUCAGUCAUGUAUAUGAAUAAACCUUAUCAAAUCGGCAUAAAGGCAGUAGUGUGGUUGGAAAUGCUAACUUCUUCUUCAACAGUUGUUAUCGACUGUCAAGAAAAUUGCAUUUGUUUUUAACGUAAAAUUUAGAUAGAUUUGCAGGUUAAUGUACAGAGUAUGCAAACUUAAGGUUAAGCUUAAGCAGUUGAGCAUCUGGUAUCAAAAGAGAUUAUGAGCUUUUUGACCUGUUUAUUGUUUUGAUGUUGCUUUUUUUUUCUUUUCUUAUCUUUACAUGAAAUUAAUAAAAAGAAAGUGCACCGACCAUUGACUGACAUUUACUCAAAUUAUAUUAUGCAAAUAAGUUGAGUAGAUUUUCAUCGUAAUAUGGAAAAAGGCCACUGAAUGUGUGUUUGAUGAGUUAGCCUCAGCACAGUGCUAAGUGGUGGGAAGGAGGAUUAUAUUAUAUACUAUUUCACUGAUGUGUUGAGAAGUUGUGGGGCUUGUGAAUUCUUCUGGUGUAGUACAUAUUUAUUGUACUACUUUAUCCUGCUAGUGCACUGGUUUAAAAAUCCGCAAUUAUCAGAAAGAUGAAGAAACAAAUUUGUGUAAACAUUGUUUUCACUGUAUUUAUUGUGUACUGAGUGACCCAAGUUUGCCUGGCCCUUAGUAUAAUAUUAUCCAGUCUUUCAAUCUCUUGUGUUUGCCAAGAAAUCUAUACUUAACAUGCAAGGUGUGAUAUGGGGAAUUCCCUUGUUAUUUUGAUAGUUUUCUGGUUCAGGAUGUGAUAAUGAGCAGCUAAACAAUUCGUUUUUAUCUUGCCACCACCCAUCUUAUAUUGUCCAUUACAUUUUCUAGGCAAACUUGUAGUCUGAUAACAUUAUGGAAUUUAUUGUGUGACUCUUCCUUUUUUCUGGUUCCUUGUGAACGUUACUAUUUUUUAUCUGUUUGUGUCUGGACACAUGGUCUACUACUAAGGUCAGAGUUACAUGAACCUGGAAAAUGCGGAGUAACAAAUUCAUGAUCUCGGGGGAUGAAAAUAUCAUUGUUAAUAUUAUGGUUAUGGCCUGACGAGUUAGAUUGGUGUAUUAGCCUGUAUGUGGGCACCGACAGUAUUUUCAUAACGUGGAAGUCUGAUAUUUCGGUUCAGAUUGCAGAUAAGGAAGUAUGAGAGUAUUGAAUGAUAAAAUGUGCUCUUUUGUAACUGAAAGAUGUAAUAAAUUUAUCAUGUAUA
Liolophura sinensis is the source of this 3227-nucleotide messenger RNA. Its product is annotated as protein phosphatase 1 regulatory subunit 3B-like. Gene Ontology annotation, cellular component: protein phosphatase type 1 complex. The coding region runs from base 163 to 1173 and encodes 336 amino acids. NCBI's taxonomy places the organism in Eukaryota, Metazoa, Mollusca, Polyplacophora, Chitonida, Chitonidae. Gene Ontology annotation, biological process: regulation of glycogen biosynthetic process. Gene Ontology annotation, molecular function: protein phosphatase 1 binding; glycogen binding. The record is from RefSeq and is a predicted model, not a curated record. The transcript is spliced from 2 exons.